Messenger RNA from Eurytemora carolleeae, 2129 nucleotides. RefSeq names its product SET and MYND domain-containing protein 4. Gene Ontology annotation, molecular function: protein binding. NCBI's taxonomy places the organism in Eukaryota, Metazoa, Arthropoda, Copepoda, Calanoida, Temoridae. The transcript is spliced from 3 exons. The record is from RefSeq and is a predicted model, not a curated record. The coding region runs from base 122 to 2089 and encodes 655 amino acids.
CCACACAUGCAUUUACUCUUCUCCUUCAGUUGAACAUAUACUUGUUCGCUACUUUCUCAAAUAAAUCUAUUCUUUGAGUAUUAAUCAUAGUGAUCUUUACCUAAAGGAGUUGAGUUUGAAUAUGUUGAAGUGUAGCUCCGUGGACGGGUUUAAGCAGAGAUGUAGUUGGGAAACCAUCCAGAGCGAUGAACGAGGAUUAUUCUCCGCCUGGUUAACUGAGGUGGUGAAAUCAAACCCUGGAGCCGUUGAAAAUCUUCGUCAGUUCUCCUCCGAGGAGGAGAGAGUUCUGUUUAUCUCGUCCUUGAAUAAGGUUGACAGAUUUAUAGUUCAACCAAUCUACAAGGUGAAAGACAAAGAGGCUGCAAAGAUAAAGCGUGAUGAAGGAAACACAGCUUACCACAAGAAGUGGUACAAGCAGGCCCACAUGAUGUAUAGUAUGAGUGUGGUAAAAGCUCCACAAGGAGAUGAUAGUCUAGCAUAUUCACUGGCGAACAGAUCGGCUUGUCUUUACUAUUUAGGGGAGAUAAAUCAGUGUAUUUCGGAUGCAAACCUUGCUCUUGUCUCCGGGUACCCUGUUCAACUUCAAUACAAGCUCCAUGAGAGACUUGCAAAGUGCUAUAUUCUACUGAAGGAUAAGGAAAAUGCUGUUCAGAGCCUACGCGUUGCCAAAAAAAUGCUUGAGAAAAACAAAGGAAAGAUGGACAAGGAAAAAUAUCAGUCCUCGAUGAAAAAUAUUUUAAAACUUGGAAACUCUUUUGCUGAUCCGAGCGGGGUGAAGUUUGAUAAUAUCACCGUGGUUAAAAAUGUCGAACCUGAAAAUCACAAGGUUUCUGCUAAACCUGACAAGAAACUCAAGGAGUUCAGUUCUCUUCUCAAGGUUGAUUACAACCCUGAAGUUGGAAGACACGUGAAAGCUGACAAACUUGUCAGACCCGGAGACACGUUAGUGGUCGAGGAACCUUUCGCUUCAGUCCUGUACCCGGAGAAACUUGGAACCAAUUGUGACUUUUGCUUUGAAAAACUACGGGCAGUAGUUCCAUGUCCGGAUUGUUCUGGAGUCGGGUUCUGUAGUAAGGACUGUAGGGAUAAGGCCUGCUCAUCCUACCACAAGUAUGAAUGUAAAUAUCAGGAUCUAGUAAUAGGAUUAGGAGGAUCAGCGCUUGUAAGACUAGCACUGAGAAUUAUAACCUCCCACCCUCUAGACUACUUCAAGAAGAUAAGACACCAUUUAAACGUUGAUGUUGAAUCUCGUGAGUUUAAACUCCCCUACCUCUACGUCUUUAAUCUUGUUGGUUUAGAUGAGGAACGCUGGACUGAAGAUAUGUUUUCUCGAACCCUAAUGGCGGUCGGAUUACUCAAAAUUCUAAAAUCCGCGAAAUAUUUUCCGGAGAAAAGUGAACCCGACAUAUUCACGGACGACGAGGUUUUUAUUGGUUCUCUUCUGCUCCGACAUCUGAAUAUUCUUCAAUUUAACGCUCAUGAGGUUUAUCAACUGCUAAGGGGGAGUAGGGAGCAGAUGAAACCCUGUAAAAACAUUAAGAUCGGACUAGCAGUUUAUCCUAAAGCGUCAUAUUUUAAUCAUUCCUGCCAUCCUCACAUAGCCAGGAUAAACGUUGGAAACAAGCUUAUUGUAAAAUCAUUGGUUCGAGUAGAGAAAGGAGAAGAGGUUUGUGACAACUAUGGACCUGUUUACUAUUUCAAGUCCAAGGAAGAUAGGCAGAAGGAACUAUCUUCAAGAUACUGGUUCCAGUGCAAGUGUAAACCCUGCUCCGAGGACUGGCCCCUGCUGGGACACAGCUCCGACCCAACCUGGAGAAAUAAGAAGGACGAGGGAAAACUAGAUUUCCUUGUCUCGUUGUAUAAAUGCGGCUCAGACUUCAUAGACCAUGGGCAGAGACAGGAGGCGGUUCAGAGUUUGGUUGAGAGUAUAGACGGGUUGUAUGAGAUAGUUUCUCCGCCCCUGGAUUCAUUAACAAGAGCAGAGGAUAAACUCCGAACCUGUUGUAAUGAUAUGGGUACAGUUAUAUACUCAGAUACGGCGCUUAAAUUCAACCCGGAGGAGAAAAGCGGAAAUCUAAUGACAAAAUAAGUUUUUAAAAUUAUUUAUUCAAAUAUAUUUUCAAAUUCUG